This is a messenger RNA of Psylliodes chrysocephalus, 1054 nucleotides long. The record is from the annotation of a GenBank genome assembly. NCBI's taxonomy places the organism in Eukaryota, Metazoa, Arthropoda, Insecta, Coleoptera, Chrysomelidae.
AGGUUCCCGCCAGGCUUAGAAUGUCAGCGUCAAUAUGGAUCAAAGUCUCAGCGUCAAGCGUCGUGUGUUUAAUGUUUCUGAACUUGGUUGUGGCCCAAACUGGGACGAGGGGGCCAUCGACGAAGCCACCGCCUUUGGGAAAGUGCAAGAUUUCCGAGUUUAAGUGUAAUAAUGGGAGGUGUAUACAACUGAAUCGGUACUGCAAUAAUAAGAAUGAGUGUGGCGAUGGAUCCGAUGAACCAAGGUAUUGUACAAAAUGCAAUAGAACAUAUUAUGGCGUCAUCGGAAAAACAUACAAUUUGGAACUCCAUCGACCGAAAGAAGAUAAAAUCCCGUUUAUUUGCUUUCUAACUUUUACUGCAAAUGGAGGAGAUUUUGGAGAUCUUGUUCAGUUGACGUUUGACAGCUUCACCUUAGGUCGCUUCGUGUCUUUCACAACGGACGGUUGUCCGGACGGUGCCUUACAAAUCACGGAAUCCAACAGACCCCAGGUUGGGGGCUCUUGGUGCGGAACGUCUUGGGGUCCCGCUAUCUAUUACAGUGAAACUAAAAGUAUUACCAUUUCCGUGAAUCUUUUUCGUCUUUCUAAAGUUGAGAAUGGCUACAAUUUCGAUUACCGAAUGGAAUACAAGUUUCUGCGGAAGAAGAAUGCUAUUGUGCGGUAUGGAGGAACUCAACCUCCAUCAGCCUAUAACACCACGGAGCCCAGCGUCGGUGCUGGCCCUGAGCCGAAAUACUAUUUAGGUGAUUUAAUAACGGGAACUUAUUGUUCUCGAAUAUUCAGCGACUGUGAUAGGAAACACUGCCGUCUCCAGUCUCCCAAUUUCCCGGGGAUUUAUCCCCGUAAUCUAACGUGCUACUAUGCUGUGAGACAACACGAAAUACCACCAGGUAAACAUGCUUUAAUAACGGUUCGUCAACCAAAAGGACAACUCAUCUCCAUCCGUAGUCAAUCGGCGCUGUAUGGCACUGCUACACCAAGUGAAAUUAAAGUAUGGGACGCUUGCGACGAUGUACAAGAUUACGUGACUGUGUACGAUGGUUACACAACAAG